Cylicostephanus goldi is the source of this 363-nucleotide messenger RNA. The record is from the annotation of a GenBank genome assembly. NCBI's taxonomy places the organism in Eukaryota, Metazoa, Nematoda, Chromadorea, Rhabditida, Strongylidae.
UUUUUAAAUUUUUAUGGUUCUUUAUCUUCUGCUUUACAGAUCGAUAAAAUUAUCAGCCUGUUAGGCACUCCAACGACCAAGAUUUGGCCUGAACUAGAGUCGAUGCCGUUACUGGAGAAUUUCACUUUGAAGACGCAGCCCUUCAAUAAUGUAAAAGUAGUGUUCGAAUCGGCUUCAGUAACAGCUAUCGAUUUGCUCAAUGCUUUGUUUAUGUACGAUCCUAAAAAGCGCAUAAGUGCAGCGGAUGCACUAGCACAUCCAUUCUUUACGGAACGUCCAUUACCUUGUGAUCCCGUCCUGAUACCCUCUCUACCUCCUAGUUACACAAAGAAGCGGAAAAGGGACGAAUCACCUCAACGAUAA